Messenger RNA from Penicillium subrubescens, 1014 nucleotides. Its product is annotated as isopenicillin N synthase family dioxygenase. The coding region runs from base 1 to 1014 and encodes 337 amino acids. The transcript has a single exon. The record is from RefSeq and is a predicted model, not a curated record. NCBI's taxonomy places the organism in Eukaryota, Fungi, Ascomycota, Eurotiomycetes, Eurotiales, Aspergillaceae. Gene Ontology annotation, molecular function: dioxygenase activity.
AUGCCUUCAUUCGUCCCCAAACAGUCAACAUCGUCAUCUUUCUAUCUCCCAUCUGUGGAUAUUGCACCUUUCCUCAAAGACCCCACUAGCCCAGCAUCCCAGCAGGUCGUGGAAGAUAUCCGUGCAGCAUGCAUUUCGACAGGCUUCUUUCAAAUGACCGGCCACGGAGUGCCUGCAUCCCUCCAACAAUCCGUCUUCGACGCAGCGGCCAAAUUCUUCAAGCUGCCACGGGACGUUAAGACCAAACUCGACGCCCGCAGUAACCUUGGAUUUCGAGGCUAUGAUGUGAUGGGCACACAGUUGUACGAAGAUGAUGUGCUCCCUGACCUGAAGGAAGGAUUCUUUCUGGGCCAGCAUAUUUCCGCUGAUGACCCUCGUGCUCAGGCACGCCGGUUCUUUAUGGGCCCUAAUGUCUGGCCGCCUACCGAGCUGCUAGAUUCCGAGGACUUCCAAGAGCCUAUUGAGAAAUACUACGAGGCUAUGACCCGUUUAUCUCAUGUUGUGCUCGAUCUCGUCGCUGCGACACUCCCCUACGGCCCACACGUCUUUGACGAGUUUAAAGCUAACGACCCGGCCUGCCCUAUGAGACUCCUACAUUACCCUCCAACUCGUCUAUCGGGUGAAGCGCAGAAGAGGCAGUUAGGUAGCAGCGCUCACACGGAUUUUGGCGCGGUGACGCUAUUGCUGCAAGAUGAGCACCCAGGACUGGAAGUGCAGGACCGCGAAACGGGAGAAUGGAUCGGUGUUCCACCCAACCCUGCGGCGUAUGUUGUCAAUAUGGGGGAUAUGAUCAGUCGCAUCACUCGUGGGGUGUACAAGAGUAGUAUCCACCGGGUGGUGAACAAGAACCCGACAGAUCGAUUCAGCGUGGUCUAUUUCUUUGAUGGGAACAUUGACUUCAAGUUGUAUCCUCUCGAUGGUGUUGGCGAGGAUGAGAAAACGCCCACUGUCGAGGAACAUAUGAUUGAGCGAACUAUGGCUUCCUACAACAUGACCAAGAAGGAAGACUCAUGA